Molecule: messenger RNA, 550 nt
Organism: Amphimedon queenslandica
Lineage: Eukaryota; Metazoa; Porifera; Demospongiae; Haplosclerida; Niphatidae
Exons: 4
Coding region: 232-537 (101 amino acids)
Source: RefSeq, a predicted model, not a curated record
CUGGGACAAACUAUACUGGAUGAUAUUAGUAAAUAUUUUCCUACUCCUGAAGUGGGUGUGAUUCCUAAGACUUUAAAAGAUAAUACAAGUAUUGCUGAUAAAACCAAGACAACACAAUCUGGUACCGACACAUCUCCUUCAGUUACAAGUAACUUAUCUUCACAACCUUUAUCACCUCAAGCUGAAGUACAUGUUCCUGUUUCGAAAAAGUUACGGGGGGACUUUAGAUCAAUGAGAAUGUCUUUUGGAAGAAUGAUUUACAAUGUUAAAAAGAUUAUUAAGCAAAAAUCUCCUCCUUUAGAAGAAAUGAAGGAACUAAUUUUGUGUUGUAGUACAGAUCUUAGACAAAAAGCAGAGCAAUGUACUGAUAUUUCUAGUAUCCUACAUCUAAUUCAAAAUGAGUGUUCACUGACAGAUAUUGCACUCCUUCAUAGUGUAGUGGAAGAAAUGAACAUCACUGAAGCAAAUGAACACAUUAAAGCAUAUAAAACAGAGUUAAAGGGAUUCUGCAAGUCACUCUCAAUCAGUCUUUGUUGAAGGAAAGAUUCGC